Messenger RNA from Penicillium maclennaniae, 1461 nucleotides. RefSeq lists its product as uncharacterized. The transcript has 3 exons. Gene Ontology annotation, biological process: microtubule anchoring at mitotic spindle pole body; protein localization to mitotic spindle pole body; mitotic sister chromatid segregation. Gene Ontology annotation, cellular component: mitotic spindle; microtubule organizing center; MWP complex. Bases 1 to 1461 code for a protein of 486 amino acids. Lineage: Eukaryota; Fungi; Ascomycota; Eurotiomycetes; Eurotiales; Aspergillaceae. The record is from RefSeq and is a predicted model, not a curated record. Gene Ontology annotation, molecular function: protein binding.
AUGGAUUCCUCGACUGGAUCCCUCCGUUCAAUGGAGCUGCGAGUGUCAGACGAUGGUCUUUAUGCUGCGCACAUGCGUGGGAAAGACCUCGCAGUUUUCUGGAAGCUUGCAGCAGAGCGAAAAGAGAUAGAUCUCGAAAGACUCAAAUCAAAUGGAACAAAGUCCAUAAAAUUCGCACCCACUCAAACAUAUGACCCGGAUGGGCCCUUCUCCACCAAGGAUCGGCGUCUUCUUACCCAUCAAGGCUUGUCUGUCGCUAUCUGGAAGUUCCACCCUCUUGAGCAGCUCGCGGAGAUCCAAAACAUCGAGCCCGAGUCAUUGUACGUGGAUUUUGGUGGCAACGAGAAUGAGGUCCUUGUGUUCCAUAACUGGAACACAAAGUUGACAAUCUAUUCACUGAGCGCGGAGCGAAGCACGGUGAUUAAAUCGCCGAAAUUGGCACAUUCCCUUGGAUAUGGCUAUCGCCCGAAGACUAGACAACUCGCCAUUCUCUUGAAGCCUGAAACCACCGAUAUACUCACAGUUCAUGAGUCCCAGUCAUACGAACUCGUCAAUCGGACAGUCCUGACAACCAUUGAUGCACAAGGCUUGAAAUGGAGUCCAGACGGAAAGUGGAUUGCUGUCUGGGAUGUCGCUAGUGCCGGCACCAAGGUGCUGAUCUUUACGGCUGAUGGCCAACUCUUCAGAACAUACUCCAAUGCAUCGGGAUCAGAAGAUGAGAAUGAUACCGGUGUGAGACAAAUUGAAUGGAGUCCGGCCACAAGCCACAACCGAACUUCGCAAGUUCUUGCUGUGAGCAAAGUCAACGGCAACAUUGAAUUACUGCGCACUCGUACUUUCUCAUCCUCUACAAUCCUGUCGCACGUCUUCCAGGUCGACUCGACUACCCCCAGGAUUUGGCGGGAACGCUCGAUUAACGCCUUAGGCGAUGCAGAAUACACCGAAACCUCCAGCUCGUCUGCCUUCAACAUGAGUUCCGAUUCAUCAGCAGGUACACCACGUAGCGCGUCCAUUAUGGCGUUCAGUGCCGAUGGAACCCUUUUAGCAACAGUUGAUCCCACCAAAUCAAAUGUGGUCUGGAUAUGGUCCAUGGAGGGUACGCCGGCACUGACAUCUGCUCUGGUCCACGAACAACCGGUGCGACAGCUCGCUUGGAACCCCUCGACAUCACAGUUACUGAUCAAUAUCGUUACGAAUAAUCUGCCUUCUGUGCGAUACUGGUCGCCACAAAGUCAACCGAUGAUCGCUAAAGUUCCUAUCAAGAAAUCUGAUAGUGGCCGGUAUGAGGUUAAAUGGUUGACAGUGCCUGACCGGAGGUUUUUGUUGGAACCUUCUUCAGACUAUAUCCACGACUCGCCAUUUUGGUUUGGAUCUAGUGAAGAAUGGGUGGUGGGGUAUCUGUCCGAGGAGGGUGGCAGAGCGUACUUUAAAGUGAUCAACUCCAUUGUCAACAGUCCAUAG